Mizuhopecten yessoensis (Yesso scallop) is the source of this 1788-nucleotide messenger RNA. Its product is annotated as cytadherence high molecular weight protein 1-like. NCBI's taxonomy places the organism in Eukaryota, Metazoa, Mollusca, Bivalvia, Pectinida, Pectinidae. The transcript has 3 exons. Bases 1 to 1788 code for a protein of 595 amino acids. The record is from RefSeq and is a predicted model, not a curated record.
AUGGUUGCUAAAAUUCGCACGCAAAAAUUCUUCUCGUCCACUGGACGAGUGACACAGCCAGAACCACUUGUCCAGUCAGAUUUUUACUCGUCUGUGAUGACUGGACGGGUGACACAGCCAGAACCACUUGUCCAAUCAGAUGUUUACUCGUCUGUGACGACUGGACGAGUGACACAGCCAGAACCACUUGUCCAGUCAGAUGUUUACUCGUCUGUGACGACUGGACGAGUGACACAGCCAGAACCACUUGUCCAGUCAGAUGUUUACUCGUCUGUGACGACUGGACGAGUGACACAGCCAGAACCACUUGUCCAGUCAGAUGUUUACUCGUCUGUGACGACUGGACGAGUGACACAGCCAGAACCACUUGUCCAGUCAGAUGUUUACUCGUCUGUGACGACUGGACGAGUGACACAGCCAGAACCACUUGUCCAGUCAGAUGUUUACUCGUCUGUGACGACUGGACGAGUGACACAGCCAGAACCACUUGUCCAGUCAGAUGUUUACUCGUCUGUGACGACUGGACGAGUGACACAGCCAGAACCACUUGUCCAGUCAGAUGUUUACUCGUCUGUGACGACUGGACGAGUGACACAGCCAGAACCACUUGUCCAGUCAGAUGUUUACUCGUCUGUGACGACUGGACGAGUGACACAGCCAGAACCACUUGUCCAGUCAGAUGUUUACUCGUCUGUGACGACUGGACGAGUGACACAGCCAGAACCACUUGUCCAGUCAGAUGUUUACUCGUCUGUGACGACUGGACGAGUGACACAGCCAGAACCACUUGUCCAGUCAGAUGUUUACUCGUCUGUGACGACUGGACGAGUGACACAGCCAGAACCACUUGUCCAGUCAGAUGUUUACUCGUCUGUGACGACUGGACGAGUGACACAGCCAGAACCACUUGUCCAGUCAGAUGUUUACUCGUCUGUGACGACUGGACGAGUGACACAGCCAGAACCACUUGUCCAGUCAGAUGUUUACUCGUCUGUGACGACUGGACGAGUGACACAGCCAGAACCACUUGUCCAGUCAGAUGUUUACUCGUCUGUGACGACUGGACGAGUGACACAGCCAGAACCACUUGUCCAGUCAGAUGUUUACUCGUCUGUGACGACUGGACGAGUGACACAGCCAGAACCACUUGUCCAGUCAGAUGUUUACUCGUCUGUGACGACUGGACGAGUGACACAGCCAGAACCACUUGUCCAGUCAGAUGUUUACUCGUCUGUGACGACUGGACGAGUGACACAGCCAGAACCACUUGUCCAGUCAGAUGUUUACUCGUCUGUGACGACUGGACGAGUGACACAGCCAGAACCACUUGUCCAGUCAGAUGUUUACUCGUCUGUGACGACUGGACGAGUGACACAGCCAGAACCACUUGUCCAGUCAGAUGUUUACUCGUCUGUGACGACUGGACGAGUGACACAGCCAGAACCACUUGUCCAGUCAGAUGUUUACUCGUCUGUGACGACUGGACGAGUGACACAGCCAGAACCACUUGUCCAGUCAGAUGUUUACUCGUCUGUGACGACUGGACGAGUGACACAGCCAGAACCACUUGUCCAGUCAGAUGUUUACUCGUCUGUGACGACUGGACGAGUGACACAGCCAGAACCACUUGUCCAGUCCUUGAGCUUUGACCCCUGGGCAUUGCCUCAUAUGGGAACCCCAGGGGUCCUGGAAACUUUUGAUCUAGGCCCCAAGAUGUACCGUACCAUAGGGCAGGAGAAUCCAACUACAGUUUGUUCCCAUCUGGAGAAGAUGAUUUUUGAUGAUUAA